Leptosomus discolor (cuckoo roller) is the source of this 448-nucleotide messenger RNA. The record is from RefSeq and is a predicted model, not a curated record. Lineage: Eukaryota; Metazoa; Chordata; Aves; Leptosomiformes; Leptosomidae.
AGGUGUUUAUCUGUGUGGACACUCGGCAGGGGCCCACUUGGCAGCCAUGGUGUUGUCCACGGACUGGAUGGAAUAUGGAGUGGUGCCAGAUAUCAAAGGAGCUGUGCUGGUGAGCGGCGUGUACGACCUUGAGCCCAUCCUGCACACCUAUGUGAACGAUGUGCUGAACAUGAGCCGGGAGGUCGCCCACAGGAACAGCCCCAUGCUGCACAUCACCCCGGCAAUGCCAGCUGCUGCGGCCUGCGAGGUGCUCGUGGCUGUGGCCCAGCACGACUCCCCGGAGUUCCGCAGGCAGUCGCAGGAGUACAGCCAGGCCCUGCGCGCAGCCGGCUGGACCGUCUCCAUGCUGGAUCUUGCUGGCAUGGAUCACUUUGACAUCAUUGAGAAGCUGUCGGAGGAGAGCUACGUCCUCACUCAGGUGAUUCUGAACAUGAUUUCAAGAGCUUGA